Messenger RNA from Daldinia loculata, 1309 nucleotides. RefSeq lists its product as uncharacterized. NCBI's taxonomy places the organism in Eukaryota, Fungi, Ascomycota, Sordariomycetes, Xylariales, Hypoxylaceae. Gene Ontology annotation, molecular function: L-ascorbic acid binding; procollagen-proline 4-dioxygenase activity; iron ion binding. The transcript has a single exon. Gene Ontology annotation, cellular component: endoplasmic reticulum. The record is from RefSeq and is a predicted model, not a curated record. Bases 278 to 1102 code for a protein of 274 amino acids. Gene Ontology annotation, biological process: peptidyl-proline hydroxylation to 4-hydroxy-L-proline.
GCGCCUUUCUGCUAGGCAUCAACUCUGCCUCAACUUACGAUCACCAUUGUCGUGACUCAUUCUUCUCAUCCCAUAUCCAUGUCCAUAUGCCUGUACUAACUUGUAUAUAAUCAUUCUCACCUACUCGAGUGACCCAACAUAAUAUUGCCAACUCAAACUCUCAACGUCUUGUAACCAUGAUUAACUAAAUACCUUAUACCUUAUCAUCAUUAUUAAUCACCAUCAUGAAGUCUCCAUCAUAUCAAACAAUUAUGAAGACCUAUUUACAUCAUUCACUAUGGCGUCUCAGGCAUCCCAAGGCGGGGAGCCUCUCCUUAGGCUUCAAACCGAUGGCCCUCCAGUAACAGCAACACGCAUUGACUUUUCUCAAUCCCCCCUUGCAGACCACUAUAGUCCUUACUUCGCCAUGGUCAUAGAUAAUCUUCUCACGCCAGAUGAAUGUGCCGCAGUCCUCGCAUCAGCAGGUUCCGACUGGAAGACCUUAAACAAGGGCGAGUCGUGGCGUGAGUGCGAACAGAUUCUAUCUGUCUCUCCCGAGUGGGCCAAUGCUCUGUCCCAGAGGCUUGCGCCGUACCUACCUGAGGAAUCCAAGUCCCUAAGGAAGGGUGAUGUGCUAUCUGGGCACAUUGCCGGUCUGCAAAACCCAAAGGCGAGCCAAGGAGCUAGUAAGACAGUCUGGAAGCUGAGAGGAGCCGACGAGAGACUCAGCUUCCUGCGGUACCGGCCUGGUAACCACUUCAAGCCGCAUUGCGAUGCCUUAUAUUCACCUGGAGGUGGGGAAAAGAGCUUCUUGACCUGUCAGAUAUACUUGAGUGACAUGCCUGAAGAGGAUAUAGAUGGGGAUGGCUCGGGAGGGGAAACAAGAUUUUGGCCGAGUCGUGUAGGCAUGGGGAAGAAGAAGAAACCUGAAGAUCAAAAGGAUGAAACUGAACAACAGGCGAAGGAAGAGUCGUUUCUCGAUGUCAAGCCGAAGAUGGGCAGGGCAUCAGUCUUCCAACAGCGGAUGCUAUGGCAUUCUGGACAAGAGGUCAAGCACGGGGAAAAGUUCACCGUUCGGCUGGACUUGAUGUACGAGCAUCUUUUCGAGAAGCCGUCGAGGUAGGUUUGAAUCAUGUUUCUUCAGUUACUUCGUAAAUAUAAUUUUAACUACUCUUUUAUCUUGUAACCUUCACUAGUUAUAAUAUACAGUAUGUUUCAGUUUCUUCCUUAUACAUAGUUCUACGUUGCAGUGAUGCAGAAAUAGUAAAGUGAAUUAUCUAAGUAAUUGAGAGUAUCUCAUAGCUUGUUCAGACACCCAUAAUAAUAUAAC